Messenger RNA from Rhopilema esculentum, 1740 nucleotides. Its product is annotated as DNA repair protein SWI5 homolog. Gene Ontology annotation, biological process: double-strand break repair via homologous recombination. Gene Ontology annotation, cellular component: Swi5-Swi2 complex; Swi5-Sfr1 complex. Lineage: Eukaryota; Metazoa; Cnidaria; Scyphozoa; Rhizostomeae; Rhizostomatidae. The record is from RefSeq and is a predicted model, not a curated record.
GUUAAAACGAGGUUGAUGGGAAUUCAUCUAAAAAUAUUGGCGGCAAAAAAUAAAAUUUUGGUUUUUUAGAGAAUUUCAGUUCAGAGAGAAGCCAAACGAAGGAAGGCCAAUGAACAAUGCAAGAAAGAUCCCUGCAGGGAGAAGUCCAUUACAUCAAACUCUGACACCUUAUGCAAAUAGAAGAAAGAGUGCAGGAAGUACCGGCUGCUUUGCACCUUUCAGAGCCCCUACACCAAAAAAAGGGACACCAAAGAAAAACAAAGUUGCUUUAGCAAAGGAAGUGAUUAUGCUGAAGGAGAAAAAUGAUUUUCUUGACAAAGAACUAGAAGAACUUGAAAAGCAGUAUACAGAGGAGGAAUUGGAUGUGCAUAUAGAAAAACUCCAUGAAUACAAUGACAUCAAAGAUAUUGGACAAAUGUUACUUGGGCGUCUGGCUGAAGUUGAACACACAACAACAAAAGAACUCUAUGCAAGAUAUGGUCUUGAGCUGAAUGACUAAAGAGGCAUGAGUAAUAUUGCUGAUUCUGUAUAUAUUAUGCUAUCAUUCUAAGUUAUAUUAAACCUCAUGCUAAAUGAAAACAAUGAACAAUUUUCAGUCCAAACCUUGCUAAUACUAUUACCAACCUGAAAAACAUUCUUAUGCAAGAGGAGGAAAACCUGCUAAAUAUGCCCAGAAGCCACAAUAUGUGCUUGGUUCCAAUUUAAGUCUUUGCUCUUAUGUCUUGUACUCCUUAUUAAAAUUCCAUACAGAAUGUCAUGUUCAGUGCUAAAUUUUUUUAACUAAUGUUGAGUUACAACAAUUUUUUCAACAUUUUUUCUAUGCUUCAUAAGUUAGUUAUAGUUUGAAUGCCUGAUUUAUUCAUUUAAAUAGUUCAUUCACUCAAUCAUUCUCAAACGACUGAAAAAACUUCAAAAAAUUUCUCUCAACCACUAUGUCAAGGAUUGCUUAAUGAUGUUGUGAAUUUUGACAAGGCUUCAUUGUUUAUCAACUGUACAAAUUUAAAAUAUUAGAAUUGAUUUGUUCAAAGUUAGUUGUGAUUUAAUUUUCCAAUCAGAUUAUGUUACAAUAAUGUUAUAAUUCUUAUUGAAUAAUAUAUUGGCAUCAUAUCUGUGAAUUUACAUCUUACUUCAAAUGUUGCUGCAUCUCUCAACAAAUUGCGAUGCAGUUAUUCUUUAUUUACUUUUCAAAACUAUCUUGCAAACUUGCAGCAUCUGGCAGUACCGAAAACUGGAGACUAGUUCCCUUGAAAAUUUUACGAGUUGUGUAAAAAAAUGAUGACUAAAACAAAAAUUUUGUGCCAGCCCAUCUUCAUACAUAAAUUAUUUUUAGCCAUUUUGUUAAAUAAUUGUUUUAUUUGAAGCCUCUUCGAACAUCUAAAGCCUGUUUUUGUUUGCUUAUAUUUUGUGCUUGUACACACAUUUAUCAAGCAGCAAAAAGUUUGAAAGUGGUGCCUUGAUUACCAUGAAGGUUAUUCAAGCGAAAAUACAUGAAAUGAAAAUUAAGUUUACAACUGGGCAAAUAUAUAAAAAUAUAGUCCUUUAAAAACUUUGAAUUACUUAGUUGAAAUCCAUACAACGGGAAUUCAUAAUAAGAACUUUGCAUUAGAUGUUAGCAAACUAUUCAAUGCAAUUUUGUGUAUUGAAGAAAACUUAAUAUCAUAUAUCAGGUUUCAAAAAAGCAAAAAGUUUUAGCAACAAUGUCGCAGGAAUUUUCAAUUUAAAAAGUAAAAUACCAUUAAU